Aricia agestis (brown argus) is the source of this 6248-nucleotide messenger RNA. RefSeq names its product ephexin-1. The record is from RefSeq and is a predicted model, not a curated record. The transcript is spliced from 20 exons. Bases 280 to 5754 code for a protein of 1824 amino acids. Gene Ontology annotation, molecular function: protein binding; guanyl-nucleotide exchange factor activity. Lineage: Eukaryota; Metazoa; Arthropoda; Insecta; Lepidoptera; Lycaenidae. Gene Ontology annotation, biological process: activation of GTPase activity.
CCUCCUGUCAGUUAGCCUAUGGCCGUGCGCGUGCGCAGUCGCGUCAGUGUUAGUGUGUGUGUGGUGUCUGUGAUCUAUCAUCCCUUUAUAUCCCGCUAUAGAGGACCUGAUAGUUCGCCUGACUCUCUUAACCUGAUGUAAAGGAUAUAUUCAUCGGCGGCUUCUCUGUGGUUUCCCAAGUAGCAUUGUCUUCAUAACAUGAUUUCCUCAUGACCCGUGAAUGUUGUCCACUGUCUAUGAACGAUGGCGUAGGAAACCUGUCAGAGAUAUUUAGCUCAAAUGCUAUUAAACAGUCGAAUGGACGGAGAGUCGAUUACCAAAGGUGAUCUGAUCUCGACCAUAAAGAAAAUUAAUGUAGACGCUAAAGAACAUAACACUAUCAAGGCUAUAUUAAAAAACUUUAUACUGCCCGAUUCCGAACAAAUGGCUAUAAAACAGAAGCACAGUUUAAGCGAAAAAUGUAUUUAUACAGUCCCCUUUCAAGCGCCCAUUUCACCACCGAAAGAAAGAUUUUCAUCCAUUAAUGAGGCUAGAAAAGCAUUUCUUAAUCCUGAUGGCAAUAAAAACAUAUCCACGCAGAAUAAAACUGAACCAGUAUUACAUUAUGCUCAGCUAGCUAUUACGACUGAAAGCGACGAAAGAAGCACCGGUGGAGGAAAAAAUGUAAGAGAAAUAGUGAAUCAACAUAAAAAUAGAAUAAUUCAAACGAGUAAUAUGGAAAACACAAAAAAGAAAAUAAUAGAGCAGCAACAAAGAAAAGUAAGUUUUAAAAUUAAAAAUGCCUCAAAUUCGUAUCGAAGACCACCUUUAGUAACUACAAUGACAAUUUCUAGUAGCAAGGUGUCGGAACUGACUAAAAAGUUUAAUGAUUUAGUAAGUAAUGACUCAAAUGUCAGUAAAAAGCAGUCAAAAUUAGCCAAAAGUAUAGAUUUACAAUCAGUAUCCCGAUGUGCGAGCAGUAGUUCAACUCCGUCUUCAACCUUAAGCUCAAGUCCUAAUAUUAAAAUUGUUUUGCGACAAAAACGAGGCUCCCGUAGACGUAACAAUAAGAAAAGAUGUUUAAGCGUGGACUCAAUUGACAACUUAGUAUUAUCUGAAAGUUCCAAAGGAAAGAUACGCGUCAUAAGGUCAAAAUCAGAUGGAACCAAAAUUCCUAAAUCUCCAAGAAGAAUAUCAAAAAGUAGAGAUUCAAGUGGGCAACAAAGUGGAUCUGAUUCUAUCGAUGGAACUCCUACAAAACAAACAAAAACACUAACCACCAAGACUUCGGCUGUCAAAACCCUACCUGAAAAUAGCUUAGUUACAGUUAAUAAUGUGAAAGAUGUAAUAAAAAAAUUUGAGUCUGAAAUCAAAGAGCAGUUGAUUAGCUCUACACAGAAACCCACAACUCAAACGCCCAAUAGAAUUCCUGUAAAGGAAAAACCCAAGGUACCUGAAAAGAAAUCGUCGCUUGUAGUUACAAAAAAUAUAGUACUUAAGGAUGGUAUCCCUAAAAUUAAAACUAUGAAACCAAUAUUUGAAGCUAAGAUAUCGCGCCAAGACCCAGUUAAUGUUGUCAGUGAUCCAGACAUCAAUAAAAGAAAAGAACCUUUAUAUGAUAAGAAAAAGUUCAAAACAAACUAUAUCCAUUCAGAGAAGCUACCGUUACAUGUGGUUGAAAUUAUCCAGGAAGAAAUGAAUGAAAGUGUAACCUUAUCAAUUUCAACUGAAACUGAGGCUUUGACGCCAACAAGUAAAGAGAAUAUUGAUCAUGAUACGUCUUGUGAAGAUUUAAAUACUCAAAUAACUCCGAACGAUUCAUUUUUGUGGAGAAGAAAAAGUACUCAAAUAUAUUCUGAUAGUGAAAAGUCGACGUCUGAAAGCCCAUACGGAUUUGUUACUGUAACUAUGAAUGCGUCUUCUAUUGUUUGCAACGAUGAAAAACCUAUUUACAUGGAGGUUAAUAAAUCUCAAGAAAUACCAAUACAAGAAUCUCAGAACACCGACGAAAAUAUUUCAAGCAAUAAUUCUGAUUUUGAAACUAAUUUAAUAGAGGCAUAUAACAAAGAUGUACUUGUUGGAUUUACGUCUAAAAUUAAUACCAAAGAAGAUCUCGAAGAUGGAUAUGAGCUCUUAGAACCCCCUGGUCCAGAAAACUCAGUGACAAUAAUAAAAAUUGAAAGACCACCAAAAUUAAACUGCCCAUUACCAGAAAUUCCAAAGGAAACUUCUCCCCUAAAAGGCAACAAAAAUAAUGUUUAUCAAUGCCUGUUAGAAAUGCGAUCUCAUCCUGAAGGAGAUGAGAGCAGUCUCCACAAUUACGAAGAAUGUGGUCAGUUGGAGGAGAGAACUAGAGGAGACGGUGACAGUGAUGACGGAUACGAAUAUUGCAAGUCUCCAAUUAAACCGUACUGCCAUGCAUCUGAUUCCGGUAUCAAAAUUGCUGAGAAUUACAAUCCUUACGCCUGCGCAAAUGGCAAACAAAACUAUAAAAUAUCUAAGUCGGUAAGCGGAGCAUCAACUGUGAGCUACGAAAAAAUUGGCCAAGAUAGGAUUUAUGAAAAAAUACCACCAAGACCAGAGUCCAAAGAUAAUAGCCCAAGUAAUAAGAGGCACUCGUACGUAUCGUCAGAUUACACAAGCUAUAACGACGGAGAAAAUAUAUACGAUACAAUUAAACACAAUGAUGGGACAUUGUCGCACUGCUAUGAGAGCAUACCGAAUAGCCCGAGUAUGGCUAAAUUGAGGAACAAUGUCAAGAAACUUAAUACGGCGCAAAAGAGGCUUUCGUUUGAUAACGUAUCAAACUUGAGCCAAUCCACUCUUUCGAGCGAACAAAAAACAAACAGCUUGUACGGGCAGCGGUCUGUUAUUAGUUAUAAUGGACAGGAGAUUGCUUUUCAAGUUCCCAGCAGCGAGACGAGCGUUAGUGAUCGGAGCGACAGGAGCGACGACUGGGUCGAUGUUUCUGAUGAGGAAAAGACUGAGGAGAAGAAAAUUAUCAUAGUUCGCGAGAGAAGUAGAGGACGACGGAGCCCAGUCAGUUGGUCGCAGAAAGUGAGACACCAGUGGCAAAACUCACCCAGUCGCAGCGCUGAUAAAGACUGUGACAGCAGCGACUCGGGCCACCUGUACGAGUCGCUGGAGCCGCCGCUGCCGCCGCCGCCCGCGCCCAUACCGUACAACGAUGACUUCGACUCCUUCGACAGUGAUACUGACACGGAUGAUCAUACUAAGAACGACGAGCCCCUCCCGCCAACGUUACCGGCGUCCCGCCUCCCGAACCCCCCGCACGGGGGACAGUACACCCUGACCAAGAUAGCCAGCGCCGCCCACAGGAAAAUGAGAGAGAUCAAACGGAACUUCACUAAGAGAUACUCAGUUGCUCUCGAUGGAAGGCCGUUUGCGAAAGUUUUGAACAAUCAAAACGGGACAUACGAUACUCCGAAGAAUCACAAAGUAAAGUCACCUAUAUACGCCAACUGCGAGAAGCCGGAAAACCCACCGUACAGCAAUAUAGUAUUUAAUGAUUCCAAACCAGCAAUGACGAAGGACGAAAAUCCCGUGAAAUAUGAAAGGAGGGCGGACAAAAGGCAUAGCAGCGGUGACGUACCUCCUCCGCUUCCAGAGAAGUUACUAGAGAAACCUUCGACGCCGCCCAGCGAGGGCAAAGCUAAUGGAACUCUUUCUAGAAAAGCAUACUUCUCGUUCAAGUCCCGGUUCAGAAGAGCGACAUCUAUGGGCGUGGACAUCAAUGACGUGCCGGCUGCUCUGAAAAUUACCAACUCUACGUUCUAUCUGACUGACUCUAUGGACGGCGAUUCCGGAUUCAGCAAUUGCAGCGACAACGCUCCAGCUGCGGGCGAGAAACGCAACGGUACGUCGCGGCGCGCGUGGGCCGACUCCGCCCCCUGCCUCGCGCUCGAGCGGCCCACCGCCCCGCCCCCACCGCCUCCGCUCCCGCCCCCGCCGCACGACCUUAGCGCUGUCAACGAAGAACUGAAGCGCCUCCUGCCGACGUUGACGCGCAAGGACAAGGCGCGCACGCGUACGUCGUGGUACGCAGAGUGCGGCGCGGACACGCCCCCGCAGCCCGCGCUCUCCGCUACCGCUUCCUGGUACGCAGAGGCGGGUUCAUACCAGGCGGGCAACAUCUCGUCGUCGUCAGGGGCGUCGUCAGGCUCCCACCCCGCCUCGCCACUGCCCCACUCGCUGUUCACACACGAACCCCUCUACCAGUUCUACAACGCUGCUAAAGUUGAGUCGGUGUGUCGUGACAUCGGCGACUCGGACUCGGACGCGUACUCGAGCGGGACGCCCGCCCCCGCCGGCCCCGCCCCCCGCCCGUCCGCCAUGGCGCUCGUCGCGCCGCGCGGCCCCGCCCGCACGCUGUGGUGCGAGGUGCCCGAAGUCCUCAACUCCGCUGUUCUCAGUUCCCUGGCCCCCGCUCAGAAGCGCCUCCAAGAAGCGAAGUUCGAGCUGUUGACGUCAGAGGCGUCGUACCUCAACUCGCUGAGCGUGCUCGAGACGCACUUCGCGUCGCACCCCGCCUUCCGCGACCCGCACGUGCUGCCGCCCGCCGACUGGGACAUCCUGUUCUCCACCAUACUACCCGUGCGAAAGUGCUCGCAAAUCCUAAUGGCGGACUUGGAGAAGUGCUGGCAGGAGAACAUUCUACUACACGGCAUCUGCGACAUCGUCCGCUCGCACGCGGCCGCGAGGUUCCGCGUAUACGUCAAGUACUGCGAGCACCAGGCGCUCAUGAUACGAGCGCUGGCUCGCCUGCGACAGAGACCCGCUUUCGCCGCCGCGCUAAAGAGACUGGAGUCCCAUCCGGCAUGUCAGUCGCUGUCGCUCCACUCGUUCCUGCUGCUGCCGAUGCAGCGAGUGACGCGGCUGCCGCUGUUGCUGGAUGCUGUGCUGCGGAACCUGCAGCCCGAAGACCACGAGUACGACGGAUGCAUGCGCGCGCUGGCUACGCUCAAUGACUUGGUGUCGCAAUGCAACGAAGGUGCACGCAACACGGAGCGUAUAGAGGAGCUAUGGCGGUUGUCGCAGAUCAUCGAAAUGCCCAGCACUCUACGGAACCCGCCCAACCUGGGACCCGCGUGCUCUCGGAGGGAUCGCAAGCCGAUCCGCUGGUUGGUGAGGUCUGGUGAGAUGACCCAACUGGUAUGGAAGACGGACGAGCUGAAACUGACCUUCGGCAAGAAGUUCCACAAGACCCCGCUACACCUGUUCCUGUUUAAUGACCACCUCGUCAUCACUAAGAAGAAAGGCGAGGAUGUAUACGUGUGCGUGGACCACUGCCCGCGCUCGCUAGUGGAGGUGUGCUCCAGCGACGCGGUGCCGGCCAAGCACGCGCUACUGCUGACCCUGCUGGAGAACCACCAGGGACGCACCGUCGAGAUGUUAAUGUCGUGCGAGAGCGAAACGGCGGCGGCGAGGUGGGGGGAGGCGCUGGCGGCGCCGGCGGCGGGCGCGGGCGAGGCCGUGUACGCGGGGUGGGACUGCCCGCAGGUGGCGGCGCUGUACGCGUACUCGCCCGCACAGCCCGACGAGCUGGGCCUGCACGAGGGUGACGUGGUCAACGUGACGCGCAAGACUAGUGAAGGUUGGUACUACGGCGAGCGGACGCGCGAUGGCGAAUCUGGUUGGUUCCCGGGCGCGUAUACAGCGGAGAUAGCGUCGCCGCACGUGCGCGCACGCAACCUGCGACAGCGGUACCGCCUACUCGCACUGUCCGGGACGUACUUGGGACAGAAGAAGAAAUGAUCCCUUAUUGCAUGAUGUAGAUAUUUGGAAAAGAAGAAAUUAUUUCUUAUAGAUGCAUCACGUAAAUACGUCGUGUUACCUACGUACUUUAAGGAUAAAGAAGAAAUACCUAAUUCGUAAUGUAAAAUGACGAAGAUAUUAUACACUUAAGAUGCGUAUUUGGACAAGAAGGAAUGAUUUCCAUUCUAGAUAUUUGACGUAUUUCUGUGUUUUUUUUUUGUGGAGUAGAUAAAAAAAGCGAUAGUAGAUUCGGUGAGAUAAUGUUAUUAGCGGCAAAGUGCCAACUUGCAAAGCAGAUAAACAAAAUUAGAAAAAGUUAUUCAAAAGAAUACUUAAUUUAAAUAUUUAUUAAUUGUCUUGUGAUGAAAUGAGAAUCUAUUUUUUGUAAGUCUUACCGCCUAUAAGACUGUUGUCAGAUUGAUAAUGAAAAUGCCUAAAUACAAGAAGAUGAUGAUGAUAGUGUAAACACCGUUAUCCUUGAAAGUUGAAACCAU